CGUUCUCUUUUAGAUGCGAGGUGGGAAACAUGAGGCCCCGACGUGCUCUGUUACUUCUCCUCUUCCUGGAGGCCUCCCUGUCGGCCCUCGGCGUACCAUGUAUUCGGGACAGUACCACAAGGCCAGUGUUCAGCCACUCAGCGGGAGACUUUUUUCCCGGAGAGGAAACCACGCCCGCCACUUGUGCCAUCCAGUGUGCCGUCUUCAAACUGCCCUACGUCGGGGUGGACGAGGCGGCCAACUGCUUCUGUGCCGCCACGAUUAGAGGCUUAGAGAUACUGGAUGAAACGAAGGAAUGCAAUUUAAAGUGUCUCGGCGGUGAGCCUUGCGGGGAAGGUCCGGGAGUGCUGAGUGUGUGGAACGUGAAGGACCUGACGGGGCCAAUCUUCGUUCCUUAUUUCAGGCUGAUGUUUACCGGCUCUGCGAACAACCAAAUGGACGUCACAGUGGGCACCCCAGUUGACAUCACUAUCAAGACGACUGAGUCUGCGAUGCUCUUCACUCUGAACUUUGGAGACGGCUCAGGUUUCCGAAAUCUGAAUAGUGAGACCUCCAACACCACAUCACACACUUUUACAAUGGAGGGCGAGUACUACAUCACAGCCAAGGAACCGUCAACGGGAGUCCUGGACAUGGUAAAGGUGGUAGUUCGUGGACCUAAGAAUGCCCUUGGGCUUGACUGUCCAGAUUUGGCAGCCAUCGGGGAGCCCUUCGUCUGUACCUUCACACUCCUGCGGGGCUCGGGAUCUACUCUCAUGCUCCUUGCCCAGGAAACAGGAUUGGAGCAUAACUACUCUUUACCAGACCUGGAGACGAAAGUGUAUGGGCACAGCUGGUCAUCUGAAGUUUCCCCAGUGUCAUCCCAAGAGGUCAACAGCUGUGUGAGUAAUUAUGUGCUUGAUACGGCGGUUAUCAUGGAAGACGAGUGCUUGACCAUGGUUGACGGAUGGAUGGCUUCAGAAUCAACAGUGUACGCUAAUACGAUGCGAGAGAAAUGUGUGAAUGGAGGGGUGCCCGCAUGCCCCAUGGAGGGAGAGUGGACCUGCACGCCGCCCAUGUAUCUGUGUGGCGCCUCCUGCCGGGAGUCAUCGCUUUCCACAUGUUCAGGAGGCACAAACACAACUCUGAAAGGGUGGACCGACUACACUGCCGUCACUGUGGCCACUAUUGACAUGCCCUUUGGAUACUCGGACAUGGCCGUCCCCUUAACACCUUUAAAGCCACAGUCCUUCUUCAGUGUUGGCUGCAUCACUGGACCACUUACUUUCAGCCCAUCAGCUAAGCAUAUCGAGGAUACCAGCCUCCUGAAGGUAGUCUAUGACCUCAUGUCCCGGGGAGAGUGCCUUCUCCCCCGGCACCAGAGAGAGGUAGAAGCUCCCAUCUCCACCCCGACACCGGGAGCGGUACCGCUCUCGGAGGUCCACAAGACUGGGGCACUCGACGAGCAAGUGGCGAACAGUCAGGGGGACCAGCAAUCAUCACGGAUCUCCGACUCUGUUUUUGCCGGUGAUGCAGUAAUCCUCGCGGAGUCGCUGGAGGUUCCAGUGAUGGCUCUCAAGGCAAUGCUCGAAGAAGUGAAUUUCUUGGGCCUUCAGGGUUCAUGGUUUAAUACAAAGGUGAUGUACCGUGACGCAGCAACUUCCAGCACGCAGGGGGAUGCCUUGUUCGGCACCGUCUUCUCACCCACGUUCCUCUUGGGGUGGCGGGAGCCCAAGAACUUCCUCCUGCGUUUCAAGACCUUGGGUGGACGGGGAGAGGUGGCUCAAAAAUUUUCGUCCGUGUAUCUCAGAAUGCAUGGUGCUUAA
This is a messenger RNA of Eriocheir sinensis (Chinese mitten crab), 1805 nucleotides long. RefSeq lists its product as uncharacterized. The record is from RefSeq and is a predicted model, not a curated record. The transcript is spliced from 11 exons. The coding region runs from base 30 to 1805 and encodes 591 amino acids. NCBI's taxonomy places the organism in Eukaryota, Metazoa, Arthropoda, Malacostraca, Decapoda, Varunidae.